GCUCCGCACGACACUACGUGCGCGCGCACGCGAGCGGGCGGCGGCGCUCUUUACGGCGGUAGCGUCAGUGCGUGUCGCUGGAGCUCGGCCGCAAUUUACACGUGGCUGUGUCGGAGACACGUUGUUGCUGCUGUUACUACAGUCACUGCCAGCGCUGCCCUUGCCACUACCAGUAUGAAGCGACCGAAGUUAAAGAAAGCAAGUAAACGCAUGACCUGCCAUAAGCGGUAUAAAAUCCAAAAAAAGGUUCGAGAGCACCAUCGAAAAUUGAGGAAGGAGGCUAAAAAACGGGGUUGCAAAAAGCCUAGAAAAGACCCAGGAGUUCCAAACAGUGCUCCCUUUAAAGAGGCUCUUCUUCGGGAAGCUGAGCUCAGGAAACAGCGACUUGAAGAACUAAAACAGCAGCAGAAGCUUGACAGGCAGAAGGAGCAGGAAAAGAAAAGAAAACUUGAAACUAACUCUGGCGUUAAGCCAUCUAACUUGGAGCCUGUGAAAGAGGAAUUUGGGCAGGGCAAAGCUAAGGACAAACCCAAGUCGGGCAAACAGAAUCCGAAGAAGUUGUAUUGUCAGGAACUUAAAAAGGUGAUUGAAGCUGCAGAUGUUGUGCUGGAGGUGCUGGAUGCCAGAGAUCCUCUUGGUUGCAGGUGUCCCCAGGUAGAAGAGGCCAUUAUCCAGAGUGGACAGAAGAAGCUGGUACUUGUAUUAAAUAAAUCAGAUUUGGUACCAAAGGAGAAUUUGGAGAACUGGCUGAAUUAUUUGAAGAAGGAAUUACCAACGGUGGUGUUCAGAGCCUCAACAAAUCUGAAGGACAAAGGCAAGAUAAUCAAGCAUUUGAAGGUAAGGAAGAGAGCUCCAUUCAAAAGUGAAGUCUGUGUUGGGAAAGAUGGCCUUUGGAAGCUUCUGAGAGGUUUUCAGGAGGCUUAUGGCAAAGCCAUUCAGGUUGGAGUAAUUGGUUUCCCAAAUGUGGGGAAAAGCAGCAUCAUCAACAGCUUAAAACAAGAACGGAUAUGUAAUGUCAGUGUAUCCAUGGGGCUUACAAGGUGCAUGCAGGUUGUCCCCCUGGACAAACAAAUCACAGUCCUGGACAGUCCAAGUUUCAUUGUGUCUCCACUUAACUCUGCCAGCGCACUUGCCCUGAGAAGUCCAGCAAGUAUUGAAGUGUUGAAACCAGUGGAGGCUGCUAGUGCCAUCUUGUCCCAGGCCGAUGCUCGACAGGUAGUAUUGAAAUUUACUAUUCCAGACUUUAAGAGUCCUCUGGAAUUUUUUACAUCGCUUGCUCAGAGAAGAGGACUGCACCGAAAAGGUGGAAGCCCAAAUUUAGAAGGUGCUGCCAAACUGAUGUGGUCGGAGUGGACAGGUGCCUCCUUAGGUUACUAUUGCCAUCCCCCUACAUCCUGGACUCCCUCUCCACAUUUUAAUGAGGGCAUCGUGACAGACAUGAAAAGGGGCCUUAAUCUGGAAGAACUGGAAAAGAACAAUGCACACAGCAUACAGACUGUCAGGGGCCCUCGUUUAGCCAGUAGCAUCCUUUUCCAGUCUUCGGGUCUGACAAAUGGAAUAAUAGAGGAAAAGGACAUACCUGAAGAACCACCAAAACAGAAAGAGAAGAAGCAGGAGGAGGGGGAGGACUACAAUGAACUUGACAGUGACCAGGAAAUUGUUGACGAAGAAGCUGGUGAAAAGAGCUCCGACGUGUCUGGGGCAGGAGAGGCCUGGGAGGCACUGCCUGAGGAGUCUCAAGCAGAUGAGUCAGCACCAUCUUACAUCUCAGAUAAAAUGACGGAAGAGGAAGAUGAUGCUUAUGACUUCAGUAUAGACUAUGUGUAACAGAACUGUGUCCUUUUAGUAGGUGGUUUCCUAACAUUUUGAACAGACUGCUAAGCUGUUAUAUUGUGUGUGAUCUACCAGUUUGUUACAGUAUGAUACAAACUGUAAAUUUUGUAAAUAUGUAUUAUACAUUCAUCUUUAAAAAUAA
Messenger RNA from Ailuropoda melanoleuca (giant panda), 1975 nucleotides. It is a transcript of the gene GNL3, whose product is annotated as G protein nucleolar 3. The transcript has 15 exons. Gene Ontology annotation, cellular component: nucleolus. Gene Ontology annotation, molecular function: GTP binding. The record is from RefSeq and is a predicted model, not a curated record. The coding region runs from base 175 to 1827 and encodes 550 amino acids. NCBI's taxonomy places the organism in Eukaryota, Metazoa, Chordata, Mammalia, Carnivora, Ursidae.